Fundulus heteroclitus (mummichog) is the source of this 1523-nucleotide messenger RNA. It is a transcript of the gene gsta.1, whose product is annotated as glutathione S-transferase, alpha tandem duplicate 1. Lineage: Eukaryota; Metazoa; Chordata; Actinopteri; Cyprinodontiformes; Fundulidae. The transcript is spliced from 7 exons. The coding region runs from base 145 to 819 and encodes 224 amino acids. The record is from RefSeq and is a predicted model, not a curated record. Gene Ontology annotation, molecular function: glutathione transferase activity. Gene Ontology annotation, biological process: glutathione metabolic process.
CCAAUCACAGGCUUCAGAGGCUGUACACGCCUUAGGUUUGUUUGCUUUAUUUGCUGCCACUUUACUGCGCUGUUAGACGUCGAUUUCAUUCGCCGUUAGGUGAACGCAGUUUCACAGACUUUAGGAUCCAAAAACACUGCCGCCAUGUCUGAUAAGGUUAUUCUGCACUAUUUCAAUGGAAGAGGAAAAAUGGAGUCAGUCCGAUGGCUUCUGACAGUUGCAGAAGUGGAGUUUGAUGAGAAUUAUCUGACGACCAGGGAGCAGUACUUAAAACUCCUGAAUGACGGGUCCCUCUUGUUUCAACAGGUUCCACUGGUGGAGAUAGAUGGCAUGAAACUUGUGCAGACAAAAGCGAUCCUGCAUUACAUCGCAGAGAAGUACAAUCUCUUUGGAAAAGACAUCAAAGAACGGGUCAUGAUAAACAUGUAUUCCGAGGGAUUGAUUGACCUCAUGGAAAUGAUGAUGAUGCUCCCCUUCACCGCAGACCCCAAACCCAAACUUGAUAAUAUUCAGAGCAAAGCAAAAGAGCGCUACCUGCCAGUAUUUGAGAAGGCUCUGACUGGACCCGUGUACCUGGUGGGAGGUAAACUAAGCCUUGCAGAUGUGCUUCUGGUUGAAUGCACUUUGAUGCUGGAGGAGAAAUUUCCUGCAAUCCUCAAGGAUUACCCCAACCUCAAGUCUUUCCAGGGCAGGAUGACCCAGAUUCCCGCCAUCAGCAGGUUUCUGCAGCCGGGCAGCAAGAGGAAGCCGCAGCCAGACGAGGGUUACGUCAAGACUGUCAUGGAAGUGUUCAACAUCACCGCACCCCUCUCAUUAUAAUCUCUUCCAACAUAAUCCGGUUAAUUAAUAAUAAUUAAAAAAACUAAUGACUAAUUCAGACAUAAUGUCAGCGUCUGUGAUUGAGUUAUGUUGAGAUUAACACAAAAAAAAAAAAAAUUGACGCACCGAUCCAGUUUUCCCAAUCCGAUACCUGGGCUGAUCUGAUACUAAAUAAAUGAACUGCAUACCUUGACAUGUGAGUAAACGCAUCAAGCUUGACAUAAAUUUAAAAAAAUGGUCUGCAUGCUCUUUAGCAUGGUGCUUUUGGAGAUUUAAGUUUGUGGUGUUGAAUUUACCAACUUUAUCCCCACCCAUUGGAAUUUUCACAUUGCAGAUGCUGCAUGUUACAGUCGGACUUGUUGGAGGGGGGGGAGGCAAGUCUGUAGCAGACUUGGCGCUAGCUGCUGUGCGUGCUCUGCUUUUAUGACGCAACCAGCGUUUCAAAUAGAAUUCAAGUGGUUAUAUCACUGUAACUGUAUUGUUGUGUGUGAUAUUGAUAAUAAAAACUGAUGUGACUGGACUCGAAUGCUGGAUCGCCGUCAAUUCUCCCGAUCUCCGAUCGAGCUAAUUACUCAAUAUCGAAGCCGAUAUCUGAUGUGGGUAUGGGAUCGGUGCAUCUCUUUGUAACAUUUGUUGAUUUGUGAAACCUUUUCUAAUACCAUGAAGGUGUAAACUAAACUAAUUAAAACUUGUUUGAGAUAACA